AUGACACGGAUGACGACGACGAUUUUAGUUUACCUAGUGAAUGACGAAGAUGAUUUCAUUCCAAACACAGAUGAAGUUGCAUCGAUUACCAUACAAAAUAAUAAUCAAAAUUUAGAACCAGUUUGGAAUGAUGUAGAUGAUGCUUUUCAGCCUCGUGUUUUAUUCAAUCAAACAAAUGAAACAGUUGGCAUCAACCCAGACAUUAUUGACUGUUUAUCUGAAGGUACACCUUUUGAUUUUUACUCAUUAUUUUUGGAUGAUGAAAUUAUCCAGUUAUUGGUUAAAGAGACAAACCGAUAUGCUGCAGAAUUACUAAAAUCUGUAGUUAGUCCUCAUUCACGCCUAAAACAAUGGGAAACCGUUACUCCCACUGAGAUGAAAAAAUUCUUAGGAAUUAUAAUGUGGAUGGGAUUAUGUCAUAAAUCUUCCAUAGCAUCCUACUGGAAAACAAAUAAUAUUAUUUAUAUAUCCGACAUACCCAAAUUUAUGAAACGAAAACGUUUUGAACUUCUUUUACUGCUCUAA
This is a messenger RNA of Myzus persicae (green peach aphid), 525 nucleotides long. Its product is annotated as piggyBac transposable element-derived protein 5-like. NCBI's taxonomy places the organism in Eukaryota, Metazoa, Arthropoda, Insecta, Hemiptera, Aphididae. The record is from RefSeq and is a predicted model, not a curated record. The transcript has 2 exons. The coding region runs from base 1 to 525 and encodes 174 amino acids.